AUGCUGGUUGUCCUGUUCACAGCGGCCUUGCUGGCCCUGAGCUCUGUUCAGCGUGUCAGUGAAGCAUUCCCCCAAGUUCCCUCUACCAACCAAGGUUUUGGUCUUAAGCAAGGCCCACCCCAGCAAGGGCCAACCCAACAAGGACGCCCACAGCAGAACCAAGGCCCUCAGCAAGGAAGACCCCAACAAGGAGGCCAAGGCCCUCAGCCUGGAAACCAGCAAGGCCCACCCCAACAAGGAGGCCAACAGCAGAACCAACGCCCUCAGCAAGGAAACCAGCAAGGCCCACCCCAACAAGGAGGCCAACAGCAGAACCGACGCCCUCAGCAAGGAAACCAGCAAGGCCCACCCCAACAAGGAGGCCAACAGCAGAACCAACGCCCUCAGCAAGGAAACCAGCAAGGCCAACCCCAACAAGGAGGCCAACAGCAGAACCGACGCCCUCAGCAAGGAAACCAGCAAGGCACACCCCAACAAGGAGGCCAACAGCAGAACCAACGCCCUCAGCAAGGAAGACCCCAACAAGGAGGCCAAGGCCCUCAGCCUGGAAACCAGCAAGGCCCACCCCAACAAGGAGGCCAACAGCAGAACCAACGCCCUCAGCAAGGAAACCAGCAAGGCCAACCCCAACAAGGAGGCCAACAGCAGAACCGACGCCCUCAGCAAGGAAACCAGCAAGGCCAACCCCAACAAGGAGGCCAACAGCAGAACCGACGCCCUCAGCAAGGAAACCAGCAAGGCCAACCACAACAAGGAGGCCAACAGCAGAACCAACGCCCUCAGCAAGGAAACCAGCAAGGCCCAUCACAACAAGGAGGCCAACAGCAGAACCAACGCCCUCAGCAAGGAAAUCAGCAAGGCCCACCACAACAAGGAGGCAGACCACAAGGACCUUCCCAGGGCCAGCGUCCUGAGUAA
This is a messenger RNA of Arvicola amphibius (Eurasian water vole), 918 nucleotides long. Its product is annotated as acidic proline-rich protein HP43A. The transcript has 2 exons. The record is from RefSeq and is a predicted model, not a curated record. The coding region runs from base 1 to 918 and encodes 305 amino acids. Lineage: Eukaryota; Metazoa; Chordata; Mammalia; Rodentia; Cricetidae.